Molecule: messenger RNA, 882 nt
Organism: Oncorhynchus gorbuscha (pink salmon)
Lineage: Eukaryota; Metazoa; Chordata; Actinopteri; Salmoniformes; Salmonidae
Product: extensin-like
Exons: 2
Coding region: 1-882 (293 amino acids)
Source: RefSeq, a predicted model, not a curated record
AUGCCAUGCUGCCAUGAUGCCAUGCUGCCAGGCUGCCAGGCUGCAGGAGUAGCCAGCCCCUCCAACCCUCCAAUCUCCCAAGCCUCCAACCCUCCAAUCUCCCAAGCCUCCAAUCUCCCACGCCUCCAAUCCAUCAAGACUCUAACCCUCCAAUCUCCCAAGCCUCCAAUCUCCCAAGCCUUCAAUCCAUCAAGCCUCCAACCCUCCAAUCCCCCAAACCCCCAGCCCUCCAAUCCCUCAAGCCUCCAAUCCAUCAAGCCUCCAGCCCUCCAAUCCCUCAAGCCUCCAAUCCUCCAAGUCUCCAAUCUCCCAAGCCUCCAGCCCUCCAAUCCCCCAAUGCUCCAAUCCCCCAAGCCUCCAAUCCAUCAAGCCUCCAACCCUCCAAGCCCCCAGCCCUCCAAUCCCUCAAGCCUCCAAUCUUCCAAGCCUCCAAUCUCCCAAGCCCCCAGCCCUCCAAUCCCUCAAGCCUCCAAUCCCUCAAGCCUCCAAUCCUCCAAGCCUCCAAUCUCCCAAGCCUCCAGCCCUCCAAUCCCUCAAGCCUCCAACCCUCCAUUCUCCCAAGCCUCCAACCCUCCAAUCUCCCAAGCCUCCAACCCUCCAAUCCCCCAAGCCUCCAGCCCUCCAAUCCCUCAAGCCUCCAAUCCCCCAAGCAUCCAAUCUCCCAAGCCUCCAGCCCUCCAAUCCCCCAUCCUCCAAUCCCCCAAGCCUCCAAUCUUCCAAGCCUCCAAGCCCUCCAAUCCCUCAAGCCUCCAAUCUCCCAAACCUCCAAUAUCCCAAGCCUCUAACCCUCCAAUCUCCGAAGCCUCCAAUCCCUCAAGCAUCCAGCCCUCCAAUCCCAUGUCAUGGCAGACAUUCAAAUUCAUGGAGACAUAUUUAUGUUAA